CUAUAAUCAUCAUUUAAAUACACAACAGACAUCCUACCCAUUAACCAAGUCGUCAUUGUAUCCGUUACACUUCCUCCCGUUUCUCCUCACUCUCUUUCUCUUUCUAAACCUCCAUUGUCAGAGAAACCACCGCGAAUUUUUUCUCUCUGAACCUCCUAAAAUGGCGACGAGUCCAGAAACGAAGAAAAGUUGGUUUGUGAAGAGGUUGAUGACCAAAGAAGCGUGGAGAUGGCGAGUAUUAAGCUCUGGUUUUAGGUUUAAAUGGAAGAAGCUUAAUAAAUUUAAAUUCUCGUUCCUUCAAGAUUUGUUGUUCAAGUUUGUUUCAGUUUUCGAGGCAAUUUUCCUUGUUUCUAGUCUCUGUUUCUUUUACCUCUGUUGCGGCUGCCAAUUUUGACUUAAAAUCUGUCACAUCUCAUCAUCUCGCUCGCUGUUGUUUGUAAGUAAUUCAGUUCAUGGAGUAUUGUUCUUCCUGGAGAAGAAGAAUUCGUCUGAUCUACUGCACUUUUUCACUAAUAUCUCUAUAAAUUGUAAAAGAAAAACUAGAAAUAUUAAUUUAUUUUUUUCAGUUGUAUUCUGUUUUUAAAAAUGUAAUUUCUUUUGUAUAGCAUCCUAAUCUAAUUAGAGCUGCAUAAAUUAAAACUUAUUGUCAUUUUGUAUUAGCAGUACACAGCUUUUGUUUUUCUCUGUUUUGAUAGAAGUAUGUACCAAUUUUUACCAUUGA
Messenger RNA from Amaranthus tricolor (Joseph's coat), 721 nucleotides. RefSeq lists its product as uncharacterized. NCBI's taxonomy places the organism in Eukaryota, Viridiplantae, Streptophyta, Magnoliopsida, Caryophyllales, Amaranthaceae. The record is from RefSeq and is a predicted model, not a curated record. The transcript has a single exon. Bases 161 to 394 code for a protein of 77 amino acids.